Pantherophis guttatus is the source of this 7421-nucleotide messenger RNA. NCBI's taxonomy places the organism in Eukaryota, Metazoa, Chordata, Lepidosauria, Squamata, Colubridae. The record is from RefSeq and is a predicted model, not a curated record.
UUUUUUUCCUGCAUAAAAAGAGGUCCUUCCUUUUGGAGGGCUGUGAAUAACAAUACAGGUAGUUCUCGACUUAACAGUUGUUCAUUUAGUGACCACUGGAAGUUACAACGACCCUGGAAAAAAGUGCCUUAGGAUCAAAAUUCGGCCUCUUGGCAACUGACUCAUAUUUAUGACGUUUGCUGUGUCCUGGGGUCGUGUGAUCCCCUUUUGCGACCUUCUCGCCAGCAAAGUCGAUGGGGAAGCCGGAUUCGCUUAAAAACCGGGUUACUAACUGAAUAAGGGCAGUGAUUCGCUUAACAACGGUGGCCAGAAAGGUCGUAAAAUGGGGCAAAACUCACUUAACGAUGGCAUUGUUUAGCAACGCAAAGUUUGGGCUCCGUUGUGGUCGUAAGUCAAGGACUACCUGUAAUUGCAUUUGUUUUUCCUUUAAACGGGCGGGGUUUGGUGAACUGUGAGUGACACAAUUUGAGGGGGGUCAACGAGGCAUGGGUGCUGAGAGGGACCCCUCCCUUGCCCUAACCGUGUUUGUAUAGCUGUUUUUAAGCUGUGUUUUGGGCUUAAAAUGUGGCUUCAUUUCUGGAGUCUGGCCUGUGUUUUGGAGACGUUGGGUUUAAGUCACACACCCUAAAAGCUUUCCCUUCAAGAGAAGAUUGGAUGGCCAUUUGUCCGGGAUAGUAUAAGGGCUCGUGGUGUAAGAGGGUUGGACUAGAUGUCCUCCGAGAUCCCUUCUAGCCCUACGAUUCUGUGGGGACUAAAGAGGCAGAUCCUGUCCGAGGGACCCCAUGACGCUGAGAUCGGGGUACUUGGAAGGUCAGUUGGUUGGAAAACCAGAAGGCUGUGAAGGAGGCCGGAGGGGAAGUGUCCAUUCUGGCUCUGUGUGAGUCUUGGUUUUCCAGCCAGCUUGUGUUCCACAUCCUUUAAUAAUGGAUGAAUAAUUGCUCUAAAUGUGAGACCAAGUGAGUUUUCCAUCUCUUAAAUCAGGGGUCUCCAACCUUGGCAACUUUAAGCCUUGUGGACUUCAACUCCCGGAAUUCCUCAGCCCUCCAUACCUGUUUCUUUUCUUCCACUGUCUAGAGCGGAGAGAUUGCAGAGAAAGGGACCACAAGAGAGUAAGCAGGCAUACAGUGGGGAUACAUAUCAAAAGGAACGAGUUAUUGCCAGGGAAUUCUGGGAGUUGAAGUCCACCUAUCUUAAAGUUUCCAAAUUUGGAGACCCCUGUCUUAAAGCUUUUCAGGUAUUUGGUUCUAUUUUAUUCAGUUUUAUAUUAUUUGAUGAAACUUAGCCUAGAUGUAGAGAAAGCCUUUAUCAGACUAAAGGCCUCUCUACGCAAACACAAUUUUCUUGUGUCUCCUACAUCUGGCCUUCAUCUGUAGCCUUGAGGACUAGGAACCUUUACAGUUAUCAUUUCUAAUUUGACUCGGCCCGAAUGGCAAUUAGACCAGCACCUUGUGGCCCUGAGUUCCCCAGACCAGCCAUCUAUCUGCCUUGUACCUGACAAAAUAAGUCAAGGGCUCCCUGUAAAAUGGAAGGAAAAAAAACCUGGAUAAAUAUCUAAAUAUAUGUACAUUUGAAAAAGACUUUCCCCUAAAAUAUACAUAGUGGUGUCUCUGAUUUUUUCAUUUGGAGAACUGUAGGUCCAAAUUUUAAUAUCAGAAAAUUACAGACUUGAGGGCUUUGUCAUUUUUUGUUAGAUAAAUUGAGGAUUUUUUUCUCCUAACACCGAUCUGUUUGAGUCUUCUGUUUUCCCAACUUUCCAGGAAAGUUGGAAAUGUGAAUUUUAGGGGAUUUUUUCCCCCCUCCUGUGGUCUUAAAUCAAAGGAAGUGUAUUUGAUUUGCUCAUUUAUUUUGUUUUUUUAAUGAAGGAAAGCAAACAUUUUAAACCACAUGCCUUCUGUACUCGCAUCUGAAAUGUUUUGAAAAUCCAAGUUAGUUUGAAACUUUUGAACAGGGAAAAAUAUAAAUAGCGAAAGCUCCCUUGCUGUAGGCGUUACACUGUUUCCCUUGCAGUUUUAUUUGUAUUUGAAAACCUGGUUUCUUUGUGGUUUAGUGUAUAACUCCUUAGUGGUAUGGAUUCAAGCACUGAGAUUUAUAAAACACAAUUUGUGGUGUAAUGUAACAGGUGAAUCCAGCUCAUGUUGGCCUAUUCAAUAGACCAUCAUUAGUAGAAAUCAGUGUGUUUUGGCCAUAAACUAGAAUUAAACCCCAGUUUCCAGCAAAAAAAUUAAAAUUGUACAUUACCUUGUGACACUCCAAAUAUCCAUAAAUGCAGGCCGGUUGUUGAACGUCGAAAAUGCAACCACCUAACCGGAGGGGUGGCCAUUACAACUUUAAAACCAGGUUGUAAGUAGCACUGGGAAGGUCUGUCAUAACUUGGAAGGGUCGCUAAGCGAGGACUACCUGCCAGCGGUCCCUUGACUUCACCUGUUGUUUUCAGUUUUGAAUGCUUUCGGUGGCAUCUGAGGUAGUUGUUUUAUUGUGAUGCUGGAAGGGAAUAGAAAACUACACUCUGUGUGUCGGGAACGCAACUACAGUGUUGUGAGGCUUUCUUCUUUUCUUUUUUCUGCAUUUUUGCUUUUCUCUCUCACUCCUCCCUUCUCUUUAUUGGAAGCUGGAAGCUUCAGGGGUGCAUCCUACCUGCUCCAUUGCAGAACCUCCAUUCGCUCUAGGAACAGCUAAGCCAGGUUAACCAGGUUUAGCUGAUUAGAUGACGGGAACACGCAGUAAGGUUUUACCGGAGGAAUUGAAUUAAGAAUAGCUUCUAGGCGUCUUCCCAGGUGCCCUGUGACUCUUCUGAGGUAGACUGCCCCUCCACAGGAGGCUCCAUCUCCUGCCCGGGCCCAUGCUCAGCGCUCGGCCGCCGUUUCUGUGUGAACAAUUUCUUAUUUCUCUUUAUUUCAGCCAGGCGAGAGGCCGGGCGGCCUCCCAGGCACAGCCUCCCCCUGCCAGGGGUCGUAGCUUGUAUUAACUGCAGUUGGGUAGGAUCUGGCGGAGGCCGGGGAGCCCUCCUGGCCUGAACCCGGCGGCCGGUGCUUGACCCUGCCUGCACCAGAAGGGACGGUUUGGAGUCGCAGCAACACCCUUCUCGCCAGGGUUCAAGAUAGCCCAAUGGCGGAGCCGCGCUUUAACAACACCUAUUUUUGGCCACCGCCUCCCACCAUGCCCAGUCAGCUGGACAAUCUAGUCCUGAUCAACAAAAUCAAGGAGCAGCUCAUGGCGGAGAAGAUCCGUCCCCACCAUCUGCCCCCUACCUCGGUGUCUUCCCAGCAGCCCCUGCUGGUGCCCCCUUCGCCCGCGGAGAGCAGCCCUUCGAUCAUGUCCAUUCCUAAGCUCCAGCAAGUCCCGGGGCUUCACCCCCAGGCGGUUCCCCAGCCGGACGUGGCCCUCCAUGCACGCCCUGCCACCAGCACCGUCACAGGUUUGGGGCUGGGGUCCCGCACUCCUGCCGUCAGCACUUCUGAAUCCAGUACAGGGACGGGCACCAGCACCGCCUCCACCCCCACCUCCUCCAGCCAGAGCCACCUCAUUGCCUCCUCGCCCACCCUCAUUUCGGGGAUCACCAGCCCCCCACUGUUGGACUCCAUCAAGACAAUCCAGGGCCACAGCCUGCUGGGGGCCCCCAAGAGCGAACGAGGCCGCAAGAAGAUCAAGGCCGAGAACCCGUCGGGACCCCCAGUCCUCGUGGUCCCGUAUCCCAUUUUAGCUUCGGGAGACAUCGGCAAAGAAGGGAAGACGUACAGGUGUAAAGUCUGCCCGCUUACCUUCUUCACCAAGUCGGAGAUGCAGAUCCACUCCAAGUCACACACCGAGGCCAAGCCGCACAAGUGCCCGCAUUGCUCCAAGUCCUUUGCCAACGCCUCCUACCUGGCGCAGCACCUGCGCAUCCACCUGGGUGUCAAGCCCUACCACUGUUCCUACUGCGAGAAGUCCUUCCGCCAGCUCUCCCACCUCCAGCAGCACACCAGAAUUCAUACUGGAGACAGACCGUACAAGUGCCCGCAUGCCGGUUGUGAAAAGGCUUUCACACAGCUCUCUAACCUCCAGUCACACCAACGGCAGCAUAACAAAGACAAACCCUACAAAUGUCCAAAUUGCUACCGGGCGUACUCGGAUUCGGCUUCGCUCCAGAUCCACCUUUCGGCGCAUGCAAUCAAGCACGCAAAGGCCUACUGCUGCAGCAUGUGUGGGCGAGCGUAUACGUCAGAGACGUAUUUGAUGAAGCACAUGUCAAAACAUACGGUGGUGGAACACCUGGUGAACCAGCACUCUCCUCAGAGGACGGAGUCCCCCGGCAUCCCUGUUCGGAUAUCCCUCAUCUGAAACGCAGAGAAGCAGCGGCCCUCCCCUUGCGUGACGGACCUUCGCAAAGGCCCGAAACGAGAAAGGGAGCAAAGAUGGAGAUCUUCGGAUUAUGCAAAAACAGCCGUAUUGCUCCCCCUGUGCUGUUUCCUCAGAUUUCUUGACAGUGUACAGCACUGUGCUCAGGAGGACCAAGAGACCCCCCCCUCCCAUCUGUCCCCCACCCCUCAUUCACCCCCGAGCAACCUCGGGCCUUGACUAUGUUUGUGGAGGGGACAUGUCCUCUUUGAUGUUGGGGACAACCAAAGACAAUUCCACAGCACUUUCAGCCUCCCUUCCUCGCUUCUCCAGGAGCCCCGUUUUCUGGGAUUGCGGCGUCCUGUUUUUUCCCGUAUUCCCUCCCCCCUUUUCUCAAUUCAGAUCAUUUUUCCCCUCUCCUCUCCCCCCCCCCAAAAAAACAUUGGCGCAGAUUUGAGAGAUCUCUCCAACACGGAGCACACGAUCCCUCUGGACUGCACCCUGAAGCCAUUGUGGGUCUUCUUGGACAAGGACAGUACCGCAAAGUAUUUUGGUGCUAAAUUGGAAGGAGACACCCCGACACCCCAGAAAGCAUCAAGAGAAGAGAGGCACCGUCUGGUGGACGCGACAAUGCCACACGCCAAAUGUUGUCAGCCUGUACCCAAAUCACGGCUGGCGCAACAUCAGGGAGAAUCAUGGGCCUGUCUUGUAUGGAAAACGGAACCAACCUCUGGUCUUUUUCGAGAGGGGGGAAAGCUUGGGGAAGAUUGCAAAACUCAGUGGGGAGAUCCUGUACCCGUUGGGGCAAGGAGGGACGAGCCAUCCAGAGCACUUGUAACAGUACGUCAGGAACGUCCGCUGCAUUAGACACGGGUUUGGCACCCUGGUGGCCUGCUGGGACGAGACAAACCCUUGGACGAGAUCCGUCAUGUAGAGAAGACGAGGUUGGCACCUGUCCUGGCAGCAAAAGAGGGCACAGCUCUAGGGGACGUGCACUUGGGGGGUUGUUGCUUCCAUGCACGUGUUUUAGCCAUGUCCAAGCUACUAGUAGGUGGUUGGGGGGUUUUAUAUUCCCACUGAGUUGGAAAACCAUUGUAUUUGGUCGAUGGGCAUGCAACUUGACCAAGGGGGAGAACAGUGGGAUCCCUCGCUUUGCCAUUUCUUUCCUCCCCCCCCCCCAAUCAUCAGGUCUGUCACUUCCACUUUGUGGUCGCCCCAAUUCAUCUCUAGAUGACCAAAAGACGCAUCAACAGACGCUCCCACGCUUCCUGGUUGGUGUGUGAGGGACAAAAGACGAGCAUCCCUGGUGAGAAGAAGCAACUUGCAGGAAACUCAUUGAUCUUACCGGGGGGAGGGAGGGCGGGUGAAUCAUCCAAGAGCCUUAGAAAAGUGGUCUUCCCCAGACAAAGAGUAAUUAUGCAGCUUUUCAAUCUCAGGCCUAUCGGUAGUCCUGCUUACAACUGCACAUUACAGUUGUUAAGUCGUAACAGUCGUAAAAUGGGUACCUCACAUGGCUGGCCCAAUUUUACAACUUCUUUUGCAACAGUUAUUAAGUGUACAUGGCAGUAGAAAACGAACACCGUACUCAUUAAGCGCACGCCACUGUUGUUAUAGCAAACCCAUUGUUCACUUUAACAGUGACCAGUUAUAAGUCAGGGACUACCUAUAUAGUUGGGAGGGGUCCCCCCAGGCUUGAUUAUGCCAUAGCCAUCAAGGCCUUCCUUACUUCCACAUGCCAGUGGGCUCUGGCACAGCCACAUUAGUUUGUAAGAGGCAUCGCUAAAGACUUUGCAACUGACAAAAAAAACCUGUCCGUUUUCAGGCAGGACUUUAGUUCACAUCAUUCCCACACCUGCCCGCAUCCAGAACCCAUCCAAAGUCUCAAGGGCAAGUAUUUCUCAACCUCGGCCAUUUGAAAACGGGUGGACUUCAACUCCCAGAAUUCCCCAGCUAGCCCUGGUUUUUUUUUUCCCUUCCACCUCCUAGAGCAGAGAGAUUGCAGAGGAAGGGAUGAUAAGAGAGUCAAGCAGGCCACAAAACACGUGAAAAGGAAUGCAUUAUCGCCAGGGAAUUCUGGGAACUGUCUAGACGUCUUCAAGUGGCCCAUGGUUGAGAAACUAAGCUGCUGUUCUUGGUUACCUCCUCUCCUUGUUUCUGGCUUGGUUUUUGCCUUGGGGGGGGCAGGACAGACCCCCAUUUCAAGAAAAAUAGCCAGAGAGACUCUUCAAACCUUCCUUCCCCUCCCCCAAAAUGCCCCCGUUCAUCCUUGGACCGAGUUUUGCUUCCAUCCUUCUGAAACCAAAACUGCAGAUGCCAUUAGACACAACGGCAGCCUCUGCCACCCCCUUGCAAAGAUUUUGCAGGAAACCCCCAAAUGCAACUCCACUCCCUUCCCUGGGUUUUAAUCGCACCUCGGCGGUUUGUCUAAAUAGGGUAAGGGGAGGAAGACAUCCAGCCCCUCCCCACCAACACAACUGAAAAUCCACCUCUCUCUCUCUCAUCCCCCUUUGCGAUCCCUGUUGGGUGUUUUUUUGUUUUUUUUGAAAGAUAUGAAUUAACACUUUCUUUUUUUAAAAAAGAAAAAAAAAUAUUUUUACGCCUUAAAAAAAAAUCGCAGUUUUUUUUUUAAGCAAGUUGUUUUUUUCUUGCCAUUUAUACUGAUUUGGUCCUUUCUCCCCUUUUUAAAAAUACUUUUUCUUUCUCGGUUUUGAAUUGAUGUUGUAUGAUAUUCAAUAUUGUAUCCUCUCUUUUUUUUGGCAUGUUAAUAACUCUGUAAAUAAGACUCUUAUACAUAUUGUUAACAUCUUUUUUUUUUUUCUAUAUAAAAGCCCAGGAAGCAUCUUAGUUAGUGCCCUUGUUAAUGGGGGGGAAAAGGAAUUUUUUUAAAAAAAAUAUAUAAAGAGGGAACAUCCUUCCUCCCGAUUUCUAAAACACUCAUGUUGUGGAAAGAGCUUGUCCCUUGUUCCGGGCAACUGUUUGCAUCAUUCAGAAAAAUUAAAAAUAAUAUUACCAAUAUAUGAGAAAUGAUCACUUUUUAAAAGUUGCUUUGUAUUUCUUCUCUGUUGUGGAAAGCAAAUAAUAAAAUGUCUUUUCAAUCUUGGGCUGGA